Messenger RNA from Stomoxys calcitrans (stable fly), 2300 nucleotides. RefSeq names its product GRIP and coiled-coil domain-containing protein 1 (gene GCC88). Lineage: Eukaryota; Metazoa; Arthropoda; Insecta; Diptera; Muscidae. The transcript has 2 exons. Gene Ontology annotation, cellular component: Golgi apparatus. The record is from RefSeq and is a predicted model, not a curated record. The coding region runs from base 116 to 2203 and encodes 695 amino acids.
AACCCUCAGUGAAAUACAAAACAGAGCUGGGACGGAGGAUGUGGCAUUGCUAAAAAAAUAAAUAAAAAAUAUCUGGAAUCUUUCUUCAAAAUACAUCAAUGUGUAUUAAUAUAAGAUGGAACGAACAAAACGAGAUCUAGAGUCAGUAGUAAAUUCGCAAAAGGACCAACUAUCUCGGUAUGAAAAGAGACUUAAAGAUGUUGUCACCGCCUACAAGGGUUUGCUAAAGGAAAAGGAAGCACUGGAAACCAGUCUUGCAGCAAUAACAUCUCAAAAAGAUGAGGCGAUGACAGCGAAAAAUAAUGACAACAUUUCUGAUACCACGGAGAAACCAAAUAGUGAGACAACUUCCGUGUCUGAUGCGGACGAUGAGGCGGCUGUUAGUGAAAAAUCAAACAUUCAAAGCCAGAUUGCAACUCUUAUGAAUUCAUUAGCUACUCUAUCUGCUGAAAAGUCUCGCAUGGAACAAUCAUUCCAAGCUGACAAAAAACAGUUGCGCUCGCAAUUGCUACAGAAGGACCAAACAAUUAUCGACUUGCAAAAUAGAUUGCAAGAAAGCAAAGAGCGUGCCAAAGCCGAAGUGGACGAAGUUAAAGCGAAAUGGAUAAUCGAGCGUCAAGAACGUGAGAAGGAAACGAACAAUCAGAUGUUGAUGAUAAGGGAACUGCAAAAACUGUAUGCCGAUGAGAGGCACCUGAAGGAGAACAUUGAAAUGCAAUUGAAUAACUUUAAAACUAAUUUUGCAAGUAAUGAGGCGGAGCAUUCACGCGUUGGGGAGCUUCAAGCCCAGCUUAAAGAUGUCAAAGCCCAACUGAAGCAAAUGCAUGCUGAAAAGGGUCUAUCGGAUACGAAAACCACCCACAACAGUGCUAUUUUGUUAAAACAACUACAACAGGAAAUGCAUCAGUUGAAAGAGCAACAUGCUGUUGCCAUAAAAAGUGAACAGCGACGAGUUCAAUUAGCCGAGGAGCAAUCACGCAAACAAGCCGUGCUUCACGAAGAUCGUGUAGCAAAUUUGGAAGCUCGUCUUGCAGAAUUAAGCAAAACCGUAGGAAAUUACGAUAGAUUGAGACAACAAGAUCAGGAUUCUAUACAUGUAUUAAAAAGACAACUACAAGACUUGGAACGAACAACCAACGAGAGUUGCUCUGCACGACAAAACAUUAUUCCAGAAAACAUUGGGCAGCGUUUGCCGGCAACGGAUACCGAUAUGGGCCACAUAGUAGAUGAAAUAAUACGCCUGAAGAAAAUUAUAUUGAAGGAAAAUGGCAGAUCUGCAAAUCCAAUUGAUUUGACGAAUAUCUUUUCUGUGGGAGCUGAUCAUGCACAGUGCCAACAGGAGUUAAAUGCGUCGUACAAGCUUUUGGAAGUAGCCAAUUCAGAAAUAAAUCAACUUAAAGAAAAAGUUAGUCAACAAAAGUCUCACAUAUCCACAUUGCAAGAUAAAGUUAAGGUUCUAAACCGCAACAUAGACGAACAGGAACUGGAACUCAAACACUAUAACGAAAAGUUGCAGUUAAGCCUAAAAGAGGAAAGAGCCAAAUGGAAAUCACUGCAAUCAGAAAUGGAGAACGAUUACAGAUGCAAACUUAAUGAAAUGGAGCAGCAACUGCAAAAACAAAGGCAGCGCUCAUUACAAUUGCUAGAUGAGAAAGAGCAGGAAAUUAAAGCGCUGCAAACAUCAUUUGAAAUAUUUCAUGCUUCCAACAAUUCGGGCACGAAUUCUUUGAUGGCAAAUGAUGUGCCCUCUGGUAGCGUGGUGUCCUCAGAUGCUGAGAGUAAUGACGAAAUAGCAGCCAGUGUCCGCAAAGUGUCUCUAAAGGCUAAAAAACUAUCAAUGGGCGAGAGUUUUCAUAUGCUGCACUAUGCCAACGAAAUUGCCAGAAAGGACAUUGAAAUAACAAAUUUACGUAAAGCCCGAUAUCAAGCGGAGACUGCAAUGCGGAAGGCAAUUCAUGAUAAGGUGACUUCACAGGAAGAGCUGAAUGACAAGCUAGCUGUUCUCGAAGAGCAAGUUGAUCGACUUGAGCGCUGCAAAACUCGAGAGGGCGCUAAUCUAGAGUAUCUUAAAAAUGUUAUUAUUAGCUAUAUUGUUUCGAAGGAUGCUGAUGGCAAACGUCACAUGAUGAACGCAAUAAGCGCUGUUCUGCAAUUUACAUCAGCCGAAAUGCAGAUUAUUAAUGCUUCCCUCCAAAAGAAGUAACAACAAGAAAGAGUUUUUAUGUAGCAAUUCCAUUUGGUUAAAACCCCUGUUAUCGACUUAUACACAGACAUAUAAAUAAAUAUACAAGUAUCUCAUA